Molecule: messenger RNA, 2949 nt
Organism: Oreochromis niloticus (Nile tilapia)
Lineage: Eukaryota; Metazoa; Chordata; Actinopteri; Cichliformes; Cichlidae
Gene: slc38a11
Product: solute carrier family 38 member 11
Exons: 15
Coding region: 48-1361 (437 amino acids)
Biological process (GO): amino acid transmembrane transport
Cellular component (GO): membrane
Molecular function (GO): L-amino acid transmembrane transporter activity
Source: RefSeq, a predicted model, not a curated record
CAGACAGAAGCGAGAAUGAGACGAAUGAGAACAACAGGUGCUCAAAAAUGGCUCAGCAGUUAAACUCUGAAGAAGGCACCACAUUAAUUCCUCUACAAAAAGAUGCCAGAAAGUCGAGAAAUUCAAUGAUAUCUGCGUCUUUUAAUUUUAUCAAUUCUAUUAUAGGAUCUGGAAUAAUAGGUUUACCAUACGCAUUGAACCAGGCAGGGCUUCCCUUUGGCCUUCUUCUUUUGAUAGUUGUUGGAUUCAUCACAGAUUACUCAAUCAUUCUACUUAUAAAAGGAGGAAACCUGUCAGGGACAAACAGUUAUCAGUCACUUGUACACAGCACAUUUGGUUUCCCUGGAUUUGUAAUUUUAUCUGGACUGCAGUUUCUUUAUCCUUUCAUUGCGAUGAUCAGCUACAACAUCACAAUCGGUGACACACUGACCAAAGUCUUUCAAAGAAUACCUGGAGUUGGCCCAGAUCACAUACUCGCGGAGCGUCACUUUGUGAUCAUACUAUCAACUGUUGUUUUCACGCUCCCUCUCUCACUUUAUCGAAACAUAGAGCGACUUGGGAAGGUGUCCUUCCUGUCAAUGGUGCUGACAGUUAUCAUCCUCAUCAUUGUAAUCAUCAGAGCAGCUACCUUUGGACCCCAAAUCCUCCCCACAGAUGAUGCAUGGGCAUUUGCAAAGUGGAAUGCGAUUCAGGCAGUAGGUGUAAUGUCUUUUGCCUUCAUAUGCCACCACAACAGCUUUCUUAUCUAUGGCUCACUGGAGCAGCCCACUCUUGCAAACUGGUCUCAAGUCACUCACAUCUCCGUAGGCUCAGCACUAAUAAUCAGUGCUGGAUUUGCCGUUGCUGGCUAUACAACUUUCACUGGCUACACACAAGGAGACAUAUUUGAGAACUACUGUAGAAAUGAUAACCUGGCAACGUUUGGUCGCUUCUGUUUUGGCAUCAGUAUAAUAACGACAUUCCCACUGGAGUGCUUUGUGACACGAGAAGUGGUAUCUAAUGUCAUUUGCAGCCGAGAUCUUUCGAAAACUGAACAUGCAGCCAUAACCAUGCUCAUAGUUGCAGUCUGCACAUCAAUAUCUUUGGCCUAUGACUGUCUAGGAGUUGUUUUGGAACUGAAUGGUGCUCUGAGUGCUACACCUCUGAUCUUCAUCAUCCCAUCUGCCUGCUUCCUUAAGCUUUCCUCUGGCCGCUGGUUCGAUGGUGAAAACUUGAUACCCGCGGUGUUAAUAAUAAUCGGCUUGUUCAUCAUGAUCACUGGUUUGAUCAUGACUGGCAUCUACCCACAAGGCUGUUCACAUGGAGUGGAGAUGUUCUACUGUGCAGAUGCCAAUGCCUCUAGCACUGUACCACCUGUAUGAAAAUAAUGUGUCAAAUAUUUAGAUGUCUUAAAAAAAACCCAACGUUUUUGUUUACACAUGUAUACGGACACACUUUCCUCAAUUCUGUUAUAUGUUUAUUGGCUGUUAGGUUAUUGGUGCUUUGCCUUAUACUUCAGACUGUAGGGUGGAAGAGGAAGGACUCUCCAUUAACAUGAAUUUACAUUUUAGUGCAAAAUCAGGUUAUAUAGUUUUUUCAAACUUUAGUCAAAAAAGAAAAAAAACUUUAAGGGAGAAUUUUUAAUGGUGGCCACAACCUAGGUGGCCGGCUGUUGUUCUUGGGAAUACUCAUGGAUGAGUGUGAUAUUAAGGUAUUCAAAUACUUUCAGUUUUACUUUAUUCUAAUAAAUUAAUUUAAGUUAUUAUUAUUAUUAUUAUUGUUUUAGACUUUACAGACUUUUCUUGGUACUUGUGUUUAUUAUAUACAUGGAAGGGAAAUAGUUGGCUUCCGCAUAUUCCCGCAUGAUGUCGCUGUAGACAAAUAAAGCGUUUAUUAAAAGGAAGUAAAAAACAACAAGGCUUCUUGUGUCUUUUGACGGACUACGCUUUAUUUCACUAAAUGGACACAGUCGCUUGUGGAUUUUAUUAAUAGGUGGUUGAGCUAAGUUGUUACUUUACGUGGUAAUGUCAAGUCGUAAGUUUACUAGAAAGCGCAAAUGAGAGAAACGCCCCGUUUUUGCGCUUGAGUGUUGCGAUGCAGCGUCAGAGAUGUACACAGAAAAGUUGGUAGAGUUGUGCACUGUGUCAAUAGACACACAUAUAUGACUGCAUGUUGUUCAUAGGGAGGGAGGGGAGAGGAUAAACUACUCUAGGAUGGUCCGCAGAAAAAAGACUGGACUGCAAAACGGGGUUAUGGAUCAUUUAUCGAGACAGUAGGGCUCCACAACUAAGCUUAACUUUUUUUUUUAAAUACUGAUGGUGAUGGAAGUUUGAAGCUGCUUAGAAAAGCAGCAAGGCAUGAUCAGAAAACCGUUUAAUUUCAAUUUUUAAUUUUGAUUAAAAGAAAGGAGGAACUGCAUGCAAAUGAUAAUCCUGAUGACCUCGUGUGGUUUUCGCCCGUAUUAAAAUAUUUGCCCGAUUGCAUCACUUGAAAGAAGCAGGUUUGGCUGCCAGUCUCAUCCGCAGAGCUCUGGUCUGAGGUAUGCAGAGCAGUCAUUUGGAUUGCCAGCUGUAAUAACUGUUAAUCUCAGAAUUCAGACUUUUUUCUCAGAGAAAAGAAAAAAAAGACGUGCCCACUUUUUUUCCCAGUGGCCCUGAACCUCUUCCAUAGUACAUCUCAGCUGAAUCACAGUUGGAAAUGUUUCAACCUUUGAACUCUUUUCAUUUCCAAAGUUUUACUGAUAAUUUGCCUUGACCAUAUGUCGAGCUCAUGGGAACAGCUUUGAAGACUUUUCCGUACAUACUUCCGGAAUGCUCUCUGGAUGACAACAACUGAAACAGCCUCCUGUCUGCGCCGGAUGGUGGUACUGAUGGAACACGCUUUGUGAAUGCAAACAGGAUGUCUAGGCAGUGAAUGCGGUCACCACUCACGAUGGUUUGACAUGCCAAUGAUGGCAUAGAUGAACAUCAC